Molecule: messenger RNA, 3044 nt
Organism: Hyalella azteca
Lineage: Eukaryota; Metazoa; Arthropoda; Malacostraca; Amphipoda; Hyalellidae
Exons: 4
Source: RefSeq, a predicted model, not a curated record
AUUCAAUAUCGCUAGACCGCAUCUCGGCAGACAGCAUCAUAUCCCACGUACGUCAGCCCAGAGCUGCCCCUGCUGUAGGCCAGAGCAGCAGCUCUGCUGCAGGACCUUCUCCUCUGAGAGCCACGCAUCCACUGCCCCGCAUGCUCUCUGCUGACCUACACUCUGCGCUGGAUAUUUGCAAGAAUAUAAAUCAGCGCGAAGGCAGCGCGCACUCGGAUUAUUUUUCUUUGGCCGAAGAAUCCUUGCACCAAGACGAACCAAGUUCGGAAUGUCAGCCUGUCAUUCCUAAACCACAAAACUCUGCUCCAACGGACACUUCAACUGGAAAAUAUUUUGGUGUUUCGUCCGACUCUUCAAAGGAGGCUUUGAAAUAUCGCUACUCAAACUCAGAAAAAGGCUUAACAAAUUUCCCGUCAGUAGAUGGUACAUAUUUGCAACAAGGUUCAAAAGCUGGUCUAUGUUUACAGACAGGCAAUAGUGUCUUCCCGGAUGCUGUAGGAGAUAAAUCUCUGUAUUCUACCUAUGAGAUAAAAUCAUCAAGAGCUUUGGUUUCCCCACCUCCACCUGUCUUGAAUGGACAUGCUACGUACACCAUUAAUCAAGCUAAUCCUCGCUCUGUGUCAAAUUCGGGUAAUUUUGACGGCAUGGGAACGUACACUAUCAGCAAAAAUUCUGUCGGUUCCAUUGCUUCCACUGAUUUAAACCUUGCACAAAUUUCCAAAAAUAGUCUCUCUGGGUCUUCAUCCGACAAAUCUAUGUCAAAUUUUACCAAUAUAAAAGUUUCAGAUGUUGAAAUACUAAACGGAAAAACAUACUCUCGUGUUCAUCCUGAAGAAAUGAAUGGUUUAGUAAAUGUUGACAACAAUGUGCAACAAAAUGCAACAGAUGGCGUCAUUCCCCCGGCCCCUUCAAAGUCUGAUGAUAGAACCAACUCGCCAAGGACCGCUAGUCCUGUACUUGACUUGCCAGGUGAAGAUGGUUGCUCCCGUACAGAACUGGACUAUAGAGAAGAAAAUACCCAUAAUGACGACCGCAGUUUCGGUAAUAAAUUACGAGGAAGCGCCUCGAUGAGUAACAUUCAAGCUUCUGCCGCUGCCGAGGCUCUGUCCGUCAUUGGAACAAAUCUUGAACGCCAGAAAUUUGUGCAACGACAGAAAAAUCAGGAAACUAGUGCUGACAAUCCAUUGUUGAUUUCCGACGGUGAUUACGUAUAUCAUCGAGAAGAUGCGAGCCAAAAUAAUACUAAUUUUACUCAGAAAUUGCGACCUUGGAUUCGAGGAUCCGCUGAUAAUAUUAAUAGUUUUAACUCGAAUGCACUUACAGGUCAAGCGAGGGAUUUGAAAUCUAAAGAUUCGUCACGUAUCUCGACCGAUUCACUUUUUCCUGCGAUGAGACAGCGACGAUAUUCCUUCAAUCAAAAGGACUCAAUAUCAAGCAUAAUUCGGAACAUAGAUGACGACCUACUCCUUAGUUCACUCAAGUCGGAGCACCCUAGAAGGACUUUAACCCAAAAUCAAUUGAAAAAUCCCUCGUCGUCUCCCUAUUCCAAUGGAUACACUGACACCGUUGCGCCGCCUUCGUCACCUGGUGGAAGGUUAUCUGUUACUCCUGCUUCUUAUGAACCUGGCCUCAACCGCAAAGACAUUGCAUCACCUCGGGGUUCGCCUCCAAAUAAUGCCAUCGGUUCUGAUAAUCACGGCUCUGAAUUAUCAAUUGUUGAUGGAAUGACUGUCAGUGCAGGGCCUAUUGCUGCUGGAAGACCGCUGCCGCAUAGCCAAUCAGAAACAAUAACUGCUGAAGGACGGAUGCCGGAUGGACAAUCUGAAGAAAAGUUGGUCCCGCAUUUAGACAGCGGCUGCAGUUCUCAAAGGGACCGUGCAAAUACUGCCGCUUCACCUUUGGGAAGUCACGGCCCUCUUGAUGAAAGGGUUAAUUUAUCAGGCUUAAGUGGCAGCGGGUUGGCGAAAUUUUAUCCAUCUUUGGACGGUAGUUACGCCAAAGACAGUUUAUUAUCUCGACUCCAAGGUAGCUCAUCCACAGGCCUCUUACCCUCAACACUCAGCAGAUCAAGUGACUUUACUCGUUCCCUCAGAAGCAAUUCACUCUUAAGUCAAAACUCCGCUAAAAGAAAACCGCUUAAAGCCAGCGAAUUUUCACCAACUGGGUCCGUGAUCGACGUAAAUCUUGUUUCACACGAGUUACGGCAAACGAAAGUUGCUGAUGUCCUCGCACAAAUUAAAGCCAGUAAACCAACCUGUGACAUGAACUACUACAACGUUCGCCAGAGCAUACAUCGGCAACAUAUGAAAGCAUUUACCAGAAACCAACAGCAAAUUCUGAGCAGUGAAAAGCCUAAAGAAGUUUCGUCGAGUAUAUCUACCGCUCGGACUGUGUCAACUUCAAGAAGCGUCAGGUCCCGCAGCGUUGAAAGCUCGAGACGUGUUCCAGACGACGGUACAAAGAAGCUCGGCCGAAACCAAGCCCUGGGUUCCAGCCAUACAAACCUGACCGACCGCCAACAGUCAACAGAUUCAAGAGAUCGCCAUGCAAAUAAAAAUUCUCGUAUUAAGAAAAAAGAAAUUGACAAUUCGUCUUCAUUUUCAAAGGCCGUCGUGCCUCCACUGCAGCUCAAUGGCGUAACACAAACAACAUUAGACGAGUCACGCAACAGAACCCGACACGACAGCUUGACAAGCAUCGAUAUUAACAGUGUUGGCUCAAGCUCAGUUCUUGGGAACGUAAAAAUUCCUCUUGACCUGCAGUCAAAUUUCUCUGAAGUUACUUCAGUGGAGGCAAAUCAAAAGCCUGCAGCUGCCGCGCAUACAACGGAGAAUGGAAUGAUUGCUUCCAUGGACCAGCCGCUGGACUGCAUUGCUGAAGUAUCUUCCGAGUCUGGCACGCAGAGGAGCUGUGGAGGCUCUGUUGACCCAGGGGCAAAACAGGCGCCGGGCGAUGACGAUUACGCGACCUCAACUCCACGGCCCCAACCCCAACAAGAGUUUAAUCCUGCACCACAUAAUNGCCUGUAUCAACAGCCUCUAUAG